AGAGCUGAAUGAGACCGAGCGCACUCACAGCUGACCUGAUGUUGGAAGGAACAAAGACGGUCGUGCUUUGCCUGUGGGCUCACCUAUGUGAGCUCUUCCCUAGCCUGGCCGUGUUAGGCGUGAUCGCAGGAAGGUGCAACGAGAAUGGUGCUUCUGGCUGCCCCUUGCCAGCUGCUGUAGGGGCAGAAAUACACAGGGGGAGGAGGGUGGAGGACCAGGAGGUUCCUAAUCUUUGCGAAGAAGGUCACCAUUUUCUAACAGAGCCGUUGUUUUUUUUCCUACCCCUUGUUUCUUCGCGCUCCUGCGGCAGUCUGCCCGCCAGGACCAGGUGGGAUGACGCAUUCUGCGCGGUCAUGCUCGCCGCUGCCAAACUCCGCAGGUGACGCCGAGAGACCCUGCUCAUUUCCUUUCAUUUCCUCGGGGUGAGCAAGCCAACGUUCUUUUAAUCUUUCGCACAGGGGGCCCUAGGCCACCAGGCUGAGCUGGAAAGCGUCCUGCUGGUUUUGUGCGUUCAGCCCCGGGGUUGCAGCUUAUUUGGGGCCGGCUGGCGAGGCUCGCAGCGGCAGCCCUGUCUGUGCCGCGCAGAUAUCUGGGCUCUUUGCGAGGCAGCUCCUCAGCUGCUGCGGUUCACAGUGCAGGGCUUUAAAGGAAGCUGUCAUCUAUUUUUGUCAGGUGCUUAAGAUGCUAAUAUCUGCUUGGAAUACGGUACGUGUGGGUAUUUGAGACACCAGUCUAGCAAGAAAAUGUUUAUUUAAAAAAAAAAUCUUCCAAUUUUUCUAUUAACCAUUUUGUGAACUUUCCUUACCGUGACUGUUAGGUACAGCCUUACUGGUGCUGUGAUGCUUUAAGGGUUCCACCAAUCUUAAAUCUGCUGGUGACCUUAGGUGAUGAAAAAGUGCCUGCCUGGCAGCUUGUCUGAACCGGCCCCAGUUUUUCCUGUCCCCAACUUCUUAUCGGAGAAAUGUUAUUUUGAAAAUAUUUCCACCGUGACCAGCUUCUGGCUUCAUGGGCUAGAAGGGAAGAAGCACAGUACUAUGAAGGAUACCUGAGGACUUGGAAGUGGCUAGUUUGAAGAAAAACUUGUGCUUGCUGCAGGCUUUUGGCAUACAUGCGUUUGCUUUCACCAGAUACAUUCUUGACCUUAUUUUCUUCUUUCUUUUCUUUCACGUAUUCCUAUGUUAAUAUUUUUGUCAUUGCAGAAGGCGCUGUUUGUUGCAGGGAUGUGAAGUAUUACUUUAUUGGUUUUAAUUCAUUAUUAUUAGGUCAUAAACACCUUCUGAACAGACGUUUCCAUCCCCAGAGGGAUGGUUAUUUUGUUUUCCAACCAAAAUGGUUUCCAACCCCAGAGGGUUAGUGGUUCAAGUGCCUCAGGCUGACCUGAGUGUAUUGCCAUGGCCAUUUUUAAUGUGCUGGAGUUUAAAUGGACACAUGCAGGAGUCAGCUGUGCUUUGAAAUGAAAGUAUGGAUGUGGUAGUUGUGAAACAUUACGUGGAUGAAAUGGUUCUCUGAGGCGUUUUAGCGUGGUGGUUAAGAAACGUCAGAAAUGGAAAAAUCAAUAUAGCUCAUAUGUAAUGAAUUUUAAAACCGUCUAAUUAAUAGCUUUUAAAGCAAUUACAGAUGAGGAAUUGCUUUCCAACGUGCAUCUUUCUAUAGGGUAUUAGCUGCCAUUGAUACGUGACCACGUGUAAGAUUCUCACCAACAAAGUUUGCCUCUCGCUGAAGUCCUCAGGGCAGAAAACGCAGGUUUAGGUAAGGGGAGCCAGGCUCAUACACUGAGAACUGGGGGUACAGAAAGGGAAAGCAGUGUCUGUGGGUUGUGGUAGGCAGUCAGCAGGCUGCAGCAUCACCGUGCUGUGACCGAAAGGGCCGGCGUGCUCCUGAGUGUACGCGUAGUGCUAUAGAUAACACAAGUCCCCUCUUUAUUAGGCUGUUUGGUCUGGUCUGCUUUUAGAGUAUAGGACAUGCCUGGGAUAUUGGCGUGCAAGAUGUUGAAACGCAGGAGAGAAGAGAAUAACACGAGAAUCUUGUUAAAGAAGAGAAAAAGAGCCCAAUAAUAAGAGGCAUAAGAGGAUCAGUCUGCUUAGCUUUUGAAGUUCAUUGACUCCCACCUAACUAUUUACAAAUUGCAAAGUGUUUCCAGCAUCAGGCUCUCAAUAUCAUCCUGUUCUGCCUUUAUUUAAUAGCUGUGCUUUAUGUUAAUACUUUAAAAAGGCAUACCUACAUGUAGUCAAUUCUCUGGAAUUUAAAAACAAAGGGCGAUAUUUAUUUGAUUUGGAAGUUUGUUGAAGGGAUUUGGCUUGUCUGGCUCCUCAUCUGCUGUGACGUGCCAGUUUUCUAGUUGCAUCCCGACCGAUAUUUUGUUGGGGCGUGCUGGGGGAAGGUAGGAAUUGGAUGAACAGGAGGGUGAACUUAGCGCAGGUGGAGCCUCUGCGGAGUUUGAAAUGUUGUUUGCCUGGAAAGCAAGGCUGUGUUGGAAGUGUUUUUCCUUGAAGACUUGUUUAGUGUCUAUGUGUGUCUGUCACAUAAUGUUUAAAAGACAGUGUCAGUGUUUUCAAGCUACUGUAUUUUAAAGUGUUUGCACUUUUAGGUAUUAAGGACUGCUGUAAGCAUGUGCAUGUUUGAGUUCAUGCUGUGGGCUAUAACAGUAUUCUAGAAGGUAAUCUAACAUGCAGACCUUGUUUUUGGUAGUGGUGUGUGAUGUAAAAAUAACUGCGUGACACUGACAUCCCAAAAUACAGCCUCGAUUCUGACAGUUGCAGAAGGGAUGCGUGGAUGGGCUUUCGUUGUCCAGCGGUGCUGAACAGAGAAGUUCCUGAACGACGCUCUCAGGUCCAGCUGUGAUGUGUUAAAGGGUCAGCUCUCUUAGUAGAUCUGCUUGUGGCUACCAGAAUGAAGAUGGUAAACCAUACGCAAGUCCGACUUCUGUCAAAAACCUGGAAUGAAAUCUUAUGUAGCAAUUCCCCAUAAGCUCUUCUUAAAACAUCCUGAGAUGAUUUUACUUGGAGAGUUUUUGGAUGUAUUGUGAAACCAGCAAAUGUGCCCUAAAAUAGAAGGGGGAUGUUUGUUGUUGUGGGCGUUUCGUCUUUUUUUGGAUACAGGAUAUUUAUAAUCAAGUAUUUGAACUCGGUUUUGAUGUGCAAACAAGGCAGUAGCCUCAUAAGCUCAGAGCACCUGCAGUUUUUCAUCCUUCUUUAUCUCUCCAUCAGUUUAUUCUUAAACAUUUGUUAUACCAGUACAAAACCCCUCUGCAGGGUGUCAUGCCCCCCCCCCCCCCCCCCCCCCCUUUUAUUAAAGACUGUUAAUGGCAUCCUGGCUGGGACAGUGCUGCGGGUGGCUUCCUGUCACGUUGCCUCCGCAGAACACCGCAAGGAAGCAAACGUUUCUCGUAUCCUCUCAUUGUGUUGCUGUUUCCUGCGAGGCAGUAGACUGGACGCAUGUCCUGGAUACAGGCUUUUUUAUGGCACCCAACGUGUCGGAGGGCCCAAUCACGUCCUUCUUGGGGUCCCUCAUAGCCCAGCACAACAGGAAGCCAGGCGCACUCGCGUCCUGUUGUGCUCCAGUCAGCCUGGCCUGGGAGAGCUCUCGGCUGAAUCCGAGUUCAGAAUGAAGACUUUUGAUGCAAAUGAUCUCUAUCAGGGACAGAACUUCAGCAAAGUUCUCAGCUCUCUAGUUGCAUUAAACAAGGUGACUGCAGAUAUAGGGCUGGGCAGUGACUCUGUAUGUGCACGUCCCUCAUCUCAUCGGAUAAAGUCUUUUGAUUCUCUGGGAUCGCAGUCUUUACACAGUAGAACUUCAAAGCUCUUUCAGGGACAAUAUCGGAGUCUGGACAUGACAGAUAACAGCAACCAUCAGUUGGUGGUGAGAGCAAAAUUUAAUUUUCAACAGACAAAUGAAGAUGAACUUUCUAUAUCAAAAGGCGAUAUUAUUCACGUUACAAGAGUGGAAGAAGGAGGCUGGUGGGAAGGAACUCUGAAUGGCAAAACAGGGUGGUUUCCAAGUAAUUACGUACGAGAAAUAAAAUCCAAUGAAAAGCCAGUCUCCCCCAAAUCAGGUACAUUGAAGAGUCCACCUAAAGGCUUCGAUACGUCUGCAAUCAACAAAAGCUAUUACAAUGUGGUGCUACAAAAUAUAUUAGAAACAGAAAACGAGUACGCUAAGGAGCUACAGACAAUGCUUUCAAACUACCUGCGACCAUUACAAGCUAGUGAAAAGUUAAACUCAGCAAACACUUCAUACUUAAUGGGAAACCUGGAAGAAAUAAGUUCUUUCCAACAAAUGCUUGUACAGUCUUUAGAAGAAUGCACCAAGUUGCCUGAAGCUCAGCAGAGGGUUGGAGGAUGUUUUCUAAAUUUGAUGCCACAAAUGAAAAGCUUAUACCUUGCAUACUGUGCCAAUCAUCCAUCAGCAGUAAAUGUUCUCACAGAACACAGUGAGGAGCUAGGAGAAUUCAUGGAGAUGAAAGGUGCCAACAGCCCUGGGAUCCUUGUACUGACCACAGGCCUCAGCAAACCUUUUAUGCGUCUGGAUAAAUACCCCACGUUACUCAAAGAACUUGAAAGGCACAUGGAGGAUUAUCAUCCGGAUCGUCCAGAUAUUCAAAAAUCCAUGACUGCCUUCAAAAAUCUUUCUGCACAGUGUCAAGAAGUACGGAAACGGAAAGAACUUGAACUACAAAUACUAACAGAAGCAAUCCGCUGUUGGGAGGGAGAAGAUAUUAAAACACUUGGCAAUGUAAUUUACAUGUCCCAGGUCAUGAUUCAGUGUGCUGGAAGUGAGGAAAAGAAUGAAAGGUAUCUUCUUCUCUUCCCUAACAUAUUGCUAAUGUUGUCUGCCAGCCCGAGAAUGAGUGGGUUUAUCUAUCAGGGAAAACUGCCAAUGACCGGAAUGACUAUCACAAAGCUAGAAGACAGUGAAAACCAUAAAAAUGCAUUUGAAAUAUCAGGAAAUAUGAUUGAAAGGAUACUAGUGUCAUGUAACAACCAACAAGAUUUGCAUGAGUGGGUGGAUCAUCUGCAGAAGCAAACCAAAGUCACAACUGUUGGGAAUCCCACCAUUAAACCUCAUUCCGUGCCAUCUCACACACUUCCUUCCCAUCCAGUAACGCCUUCCAGCAAGCAUUCAGAUAGCAAGCCGAUACCACUGACUCCUGCAUACCACACUCUCCCUCAUCCGUCGCAUCAUGGGACUCCACAUACCACGAUAAACUGGGGACCUCUGGAACCUCCGAAAACUCCCAAGCCUUGGAGUCUGAGCUGUUUACGGCCUGCACCUCCAUUAAGGCCUUCAGCAGCACUUUGUUAUAAAGAGGAUCUCAGUAAAAGCCCUAAAACCAUGAAAAAGCUGCUUCCCAAACGCAAGCCAGAACGGAAGCCAUCAGAUGAAGAGUUUGCACUGAGAAAAAGUACAGCUGCUUUAGAAGAAGAUGCUCAAAUUCUUAAAGUCAUUGAAGCAUAUUGCACAAGUGCCAAAACACGUCAAACACUAAAUUCAAAUGUCUAUAUGAAGGAUCGCACUGCUCUCCCUCGCCCCCAGUCGGGCACUUCUCAUGAAAACCCGGCAGUCCAUGCUCAUUACAUGCAGUGUUUUGAUAAUGUCAUAUUACCUAUGGUCAUAUUGUCACUUUACUGUAUGCAGUAGUGUGGCAGCAAACAGGGUUUAGAAGUUUACUUGCCUGUUAAAAUACACAGCUGUCAAGUGACCAUUCUUCUUGAAAAGACGAGAUGAAAAUGGUUCCCCAGAUGAAAGCUCAAGUGUUCAACACCUGAAACUCUAGGUACAACUGCAAUCAAAUUGGCUUGUAUGAAGUUCUUAAAAACAGAAUGCUUGCCUUUUGUUUUUUUUUACUGUUUUGGAGCAUGUCUGUUACAGAUUUUAUUGUCUUGUAACUUCUCUCACGAGCAGGUUUGUUUACAGCAACAGCUCUUCGCUUACAAUUGUGUUGGCAUUUCAGAGAACUGUGACACCUUAUACACAGCUGGUGGUCUUGAACCUGCAUCUGGGGCAUGAUUGGGGUGAAGUGUGUGUUCUGUCUUGUGGAUAAUGCAGUUGGGAUUGAAACAAAAUGUUUUCCAAAUCUUCAUUAGCAUUAGGGAAAAGCGUAUGAUAAAAGGACAGAAAUAGUUCUCGUUUUCACCAGGAUCCCUGGAUACAGUUCCUUUAUCCUUUUCCAAGUGUUAUCCAGUGUUCAGGUAUUAGCCUAGGGAUAAAUUCAGAGAAAUCAUGAUGCAAUUAACUGCUGCCUGGGACCUUGAUCGCACUGUUUUAAAGUUUCCAGGUAAUUAAUAUCUUCCUGCAGGUUAUGUGAUCAGAAAGUUAGUAAUUGUUAGAUAUGAAUGAUUCCAGAAGGUGAUCAGCAUGGAGAAGCUAUUUCAGAACAGCUUGAUUUGCAUUUCAUCUUGCAUUGUUUGGUCACAUGCUUUAUCCUUUAUUGUUAUUGUAUUAAAAAAACUGAUUAACAAAAGCAGCAACGCUUACUGAAGAGAAUUUUCAGGGGUCUGUCUUUCUGGAAAUCAUACGAGUUCCUGGUCAUUAAGUUAGUAUAUAUUUCAAACUUUUUCCUAAGUGGAGGAAUAUUGCUUAGAGAAAUGAUACAAGUAUGUGUGCUCCAUACCAUUCCACAGUGCAUCUGUAAGCCACUUCACUUCCCCUUUUCCUUUGAGUUUUUGUUUUACAUAUAUGGAACGUAUGGAUUUUUUUUUCCUGUUGAGCUGUGGUGUUCUAGUUAAAUAAUGUUUUCUGCAUUGGAUAAAUGAUAAUUCUUUUAUGUCUGUUUCGUGUUACAGUGUAAAUAUGAGUUUGAAAUACAGUUGCUGCACUUGAAUUUCCUUAUCACACAGAAUGUUUUGUUGUCGAGAUCCGAAGAUUUUAUUGACUUUCUAUGCACCAAAGCUUUGACAGUUUACCACCAUUAAUUAUUGUAGCAUUUAAGUCAUUAACUUGGAUCAUAAUUAUGCUCUUUCAUAUUAACAUUAUUACGCAUUUAAAUCAUUCAGUGUCCUCAGUGUUACAGGCCACUCGCUAUUGUGAACCAAUCGGGCGUAUUAUACUAUACCAUGCUUAAAAAAAUGCAAUGUGGAAAUGGUGGUAUUCAGUCCAAAGGUUCAGUGUUUCUAUUUUUGUGGAACUUUAGUCAUGGUAAUAAUAGUACCUUCUGUUUAUGCAAUUCUGUAAAAUAUAUGUGUACAGUUACUGAUAUACUGGAAGGAUGGAGAAUCUGAGUUAGAAGGUAGGUUCAAGCCAUUGUCAGCUCCUCCUCACACGGCUUAAACAGUGUUCCCAUAAAUUAGCAUUUGCCAUAAAUUGAAGCCAACCAAUAUGAAUGGAGUGUUUUGCAUAAUCCUGCCAAAACACAGUAAUGUGUACAUAGUGACGUACAGCAUAGAAAAAAAUUAUAUAUGGUGCACUUCAUUUGUGAAUGGGAGAAGCCAUCUUCAGUAGGUGACUGCCUUUUGGAAAUACAAAAUGGAUGUAUAUCUGAAUGUUGCAUUGUACUGUACAGUAUGCAUAUUGUUUGUGGUUGCAUAUAUCAAUUAAGUGUUUUGUUUUAUAUAAAAAGGACAUCUGUUAUGUACAGUUGAAAUAAAUUUUGCAUUUGCUAGACUGUGACUUUAAUAUUUAAUUAUUACACAGGGGGAAAGGACAGCAUAACUUGUAACUUAACAUGUUGCUCCUAUUCUCCCCAUGCCUCCUUUCUCUCCCUCCCCUCUCCUUAGAGGAAUCAAAUGCUGAAGUGAAAAAGCUUUUUUGACAUAAGUGUAUAAUCUUUGUUUUAAUGUAAAUGACAACUGCAGGAAAUUCCGUGUAACGGGAAGUAUGUAGCCUCUUCAUUUUUAAAUGAAAUGGCAAAAAUGAGUGAAGCGGCAAAAUUUCUGAAAUGUUAAAAUGUUUGUUUUUGUUGCCUCCUCCCCUCCCCCCAAUUGAUUCUUCUUUUUUUUGAAUUGGUGUAUUUUCAAUAAAAGCACAGUUGAAUUUUUUGAACAAUUUAAAAUAUACUACUGCAGGUCCUGUUACCACAGAUAAAGUUUGAUACUUAUUUCUAAAACCUUACACAUUUUCAUGAUUUAAUAUUGCAACAUUCUUCUCUUUAAAGCAAGUCUUCUUGUGUUCCUGCUUAAGAUAUUUAUACUUGAGUGAUUUAAAAUAAAAAAAACAACCUAAUAUAUACACUAAAAUAUCUGUAAUGGAACAAAAAAUAUAAUAUAGUUGUUAAAUAUUGUAAGAUUUUUUUGCUGUGACUUCAGCGACUCUAGUUUUUGUCCUACAGCCCCCUGGUUGCUUUUUUUAUUGCUUAGUGAAAUGUAGGAAAUCUUGAGGGAUGAUCUGCCACUUCAGAUGAUGUAUCUGUCUUUCAAACUCUUCAUUCUGUUCUUCAGUGACUCAGGUUUGCACACGGAAUUGUAUGUUUGUUUCAGUCUAUUCUCAUUUUAAUCAUCAAAACAUUUUGCUGUAAACUGCCUAGAUCUGUCAUCUGACUCAUGUGGGGUUCUUUCCUAUUUGUGUACCACUACUAGUGAAAAAUAAAUAAAUAAGCUUCAUGCCAAACCUUUUUUUGCUGCUCCAGAGAGUUUGCAAAAAAUGGUGUAUUUUAUACGGUGUGCUUAAGUUUGGCCUGAUGUUUGGUUUCUGUUUUCUUGUUAUCUGCACAAGAUAUUAAAGGGCUCCCUUUUGACUUUUGACAGAUCUAUAGCAUGAAGGAUUUCUUUUUUUCAAUACUUCAAUCUCAACAUACACAGAGUUUGGGAGCACCAUUUUUAGAAUUCUUCACAAUAGGACUUCAUCAAAGAGUCACUGAGAAAGAGAAGGUUAACUUGGAAGGUCUGCUCAUCCACUUUAGCAUCUUGACUCUAACUAAUACAAUGAAGAACAGUAUUUUAAAUAAUAAGUAAUGCUUAUUUUUUUCAUCACUUGCUUCCACAGGAAAAUGACAUAUCUUUUGUAUAUAACAGUGGCUAACUUAUCUAAAAAAAACAAUUUGUAUUGCACAUAUUUGUUUUUCAGUGGCAAGUCAGACUUCUGCCUUUGAAACUCAAGGAAAUAAUUUUGAAGAGCUUCCUAGCUUAUGAAGAGAGCCUAUUAAAGUUGGUAGAAAAAGGGCUGUAUAGUUACAAAUACCGUUUCUUCUUUUUUACAUUUACUGUGCCUUUUGUUGUGCAGAAGAAACAUUUCUAAUGGCCUGAAACUAUGCCAUAUGUGUUUUUGUAAAGUUAACCACUAUCCCUAUGGGUCUAAUUUCAGUAGCUUAAAUUAGGAACCUCACAGUUGCAGGAAGAAGGCAAACUUUCAGAGAAUAUCACUGAAAGUACCUUGGUUGAGCCUUCUCAAAAUGGCCAGCUGGAGGAAGGAGCUCAGUUCUUGUCUGACUGUGAGGAGAGCCCACUUUUAAAUGAGGCCCUGAAGUUAGCAGUUUCAAGUAGGUGAAGCGGAUACCCACCUCCAUUUUAUUGUUGGCUUAAUUGGUUCCUAGACAGACAAGUUCUCUGAACGUAGGCAAAGAUUUGAUACGUAGUUCAAGCGAAAAGAUAUCUGAAUUUCAUCCCCCUUCUUUUCCUUCCCUCCUGCCUGCGCUACACUAAGGUCUGUGCAAAGCUUCCAAGGCUUCCGAUGUGUGUGAUGUUUUACUGGUUUCAGAUGGAGAUGAUCUGAAUUUCCGAUAUGAAGACUUUCAGACGCAUUAAUAUCCAAACAGAUUUCAGCUUUCCUGUUUUCCAGCCAUGCUCAGAACUGCUUGCUUGCCAGUGUGGCUCAUGAGGCUGAGAAGGGGAUCAGACACUGAAAACUAAAGCAGCGGCCUGCGACUGACAGGCCUGCUCUGUAGGUCCCUUGUACCAGGUUACACAGUGGGUGUUGCUCAGGUCUCUAGCCCUAGUGGGCUACGGUGCCAGGUGGGCUCUGUUAUUUGUGUUAUUCUAUAGGUUUAGCAAGCCUGGCCUCCAAUUUAAUGUUGGUAAAAAGCAUUGUGAUUCUUUGUUCUCCACUCGAGGGCUGCGAAAUAUUAAUACUGAAUAGAUACCUUUACUUGGUUGAUGGUAUUUAAUUGACAGAAACUUAGUUGAACCAUGUCCAUAAUGGUUCCAAGUUUUGCCUUUGUCUUUAUUAUGCAACAGUCUCCUAAUGAGGGUAUCUCAAGUCUUCCAGGACCCCAGAUUUAUGAGUUUCCCCAUUGGAAAGUUAUGGCGACUUCCUCAAUUUUUAAGCUCCAAAUCCUUUCUCAUUUCCUUCCCCCAACAGCUUCCCCCAAGAAGUAAAACCAAACGAAACCUGUGUUGUAAUGCUUGGGAUGGUUGGUUUUUUUUCUUCUUUCCCCUCCAUCAUUAUUUUUAAAGUAGUACUUUUGGUUGUUAUGUCUUGAGGUGUUUUAGGGGCAGAGUUUUUGGAGGUCAGCUUGAACAUUCUCUUUUUGCCUCUUUGACUUGUAGUGACACUACCCAGUUUUACUACAAGUCAAAUAGUUAAUACAAUUCAGCACAAAACUUGCAAAUUUAAGAUUGACAAAGGGUGGAUAUGGCAACCUGAAGCAGCUCUGGAGUCUUCUGCAUUAUCUUCUGCAUUAUUUUGUGAAAAUGUGGAAUACAUGUUGAGGAGGCACCUUGGAUUAUGUAACUUGCAACAACUUCUUGAACUUCACGUCCUCAAGCUGUAGCUUGUAAACCUUUUUGGAGAGAGAUGGUCACACGGAAUAUAGUUACAGAGAAGCUGGGGGAGGCAAUGGGUGUAGUUUCGGCAAUAUUGCUGAGUGCUAGUCAUGAGGUGACACUCCUCCUGAAGUUCAUUCUAGAUGUGUAUUUGCUAGAAAAUGCAUCUUUAAACAAAACAAAUGAAACAAAAAAAGGUAGUGAAAUUACUGCGCAUGUACUCAUUUGAUGAUCGGAUCCUCCUUUGUUGCAGGAUAUGUAAACCUUUAAUAGUUAGCCACUGCUUGUAAGGUUUAAAAAGAAACUUUCCAUUUGUGCCAGAGCAGUGAAGGUAGUGAAGGCAGUGAAGGUAGGACGUGCGAUGUCCUGAAUUCCACAGUAGUUGGUAUUCUGUGGCACAGAAAGGCCAAUGUUCACUUCAGUUUACAUCAUGUAAGUGUGUAUGUGUUCUGUGUGGUGUUCUCCUUGUGUGUAUAAUGUUGGUGAACGUUUUGCUUUUAUGAAGCUGUAUAUGCUGUGUCUCAAUAGUAUUAAGUGUUUACUGUGCUAUGCUGCACAUGCGUCAGGAUAUGCUAGUGUAGACAUCUGUUCCACAUGGGUGUGUAUAUAAUAACUUUACAGUUAGGACAUACUAUGUUUUUUUAAAGCUGUCUUCUCCAUGCUAUUUCUGCGUUUGGCAAGGACCCAUGUUACUCUGACCAGGCAAAGACAAUUGGAUGCAUCUCUGUACAGAGAUAAAUACAAUGCGUUGCUCCGUCUUUGGUUGAAGGGAGUCAUGGGUGAGAAACACAUGGCACUUCUCUCUCUUUGGUUGGAGUCUCCCUCAGCACAUGCUAGGCUGAAGCGGUCAAAACUGGUACAGAGACCCAAAAUUUAGUGAUCUGGUAGCAGCUGGUACCAACUAACUUCCUAAAAUACCAUUUAGCUCGAUGUUGUGUUACAUCUUGGGCAAAUAAAGCCAAGGAGUAACCAAUUAACUGAAAUAAACAGAAGGCAACUUUUUUUUACAACUAAAGAUUGAUAGUGCAAACAAGGAAACGUCCAUGAGCCCCAUUUGCUGAGCUUGUUUUGUAGGUUGCACUUUCCCAGCAAAAUGAGGGGGGGUUAUUUAUUUGGAAAGGAUUUGUUCACUUGGCGAGGUCAAGAACUUAAGGCUUUCAAGGACGAGAUUCUGUUCUCAAAUAUGCAGUUAUCUUUAUUCCACAAAAUUUGACUGUCAUGUACUGAUAUGUUUGAUCUUUGCUGUUACCUUAAGGAAACUUUUCUUUGUUAAAGGAUGUAUGCCAUUGCUAAAACAGUUAAAUGAGCUUAACAAGUCCUGCGAAACUGUUCCCUACAAGCUUGUUGUUCAGAACUCAAGACUGCAGCUGUUAAGGAAGUUAGGAUUUUUCAAUGAACUCGAUUUCCUUAAUUUUCUGUGUGUUUAGAUUUUUUAUAUAUACAUUUUAUAUAUAUAUAUAUAUAUAUAUAUAUAUAUAAAUGUUUUAUAUAUUUAUUAUUAUGAAUUGUAAAAGAAACACUGUUACCACAAACAACUGUUCGGCAGGGGCUAUCUCCUGACACAUGUAAUCCUGUAGUACCUAUCGACUUGUUCAAACUGUACUAGAAUAAAGGCAUUCCUUGUCAGUGAAAACUCAUCACAGCACAUUGGUAGGCAGACAUACCUUGCUUGUUAAUACUCAUAUCUUGGUUAAAAUAUACAGGAAUUUUAACGCCUUAUCUGCUGUAUUUGAAUUCUGAACAAAUGCUUAGGUAGCAAUUUACAGCCCUCUUAAAAAUGCUUGUAAUUUAUUGCAGCCUAACUAAGUAAUGUUUCUAGAAUGCAUGCUUUAUGUAUGUAUGAAUGGACGAGCAUCUCUGAGCAGCAGGUUUUCUAUUUAGAGCUACACUACUAGAAUUUGCGUGAAUUAAAUCUUGAUGUCAAAAAUUGUAAUUGUAGAAAACGUUCUGAAGAUGUUAGAAUGCUUUGAGUUUUUGUUGUUAAACCAUUAAGUGCAUUAUUAACAUUUUAAAUGUGAACUAUGUAUUUCAUUUAUUAUAGGACAAGAAGACAGUCUUAAAGCGUAUGUGUAUGUCUGUGCAGACACAAUUGUAGUGUUUAUGGUGUUCUGGGGAAAGGGUUUUUAACUUUUUUCUUGUGUUGCUGUAUCAUUUUAUAUCACUAUUCUGCUCCUUACUGAUAGAAUAAUUGGUUUAGGGUGGCAUUAUGUCUUGGAUUUUUAUUGUGUGAGAUCAGAAUCUGUCCUUGAGGCUUAAAUUGCUACUUCUUGAAUGCAUCUAUCUUCCUCUGACUCAGCUAUGGUAGAUUUGUACAGAUUUUACUGAUAGUUGACCAGUGCACUGUACAUUGAACUGUGUAGCAUCCCCAUCAAUAACACAGAAGUUGUCAUCACCAGGAUAGAAAUCUCAGACAAUACUUAUUUUUGUUAUAAGGCUGUGGAUUCAAAUGUAGAAAAAGGUGUCAGUAAUCUGUGUAUGUAGAGGGAAGGGGAGAAAUUGAAAGUGAUGUACCUUGGUCAUGCAGGUGUAUCAUGCAGUGAAUGAAAUAAUAACCUGUAAAAUUUCCCUGACACUGUCUGCAAGUUUCUCAUUUUGUAAUUUAUU
Cygnus olor (mute swan) is the source of this 13235-nucleotide messenger RNA. RefSeq names its product Rho guanine nucleotide exchange factor 7 (gene ARHGEF7). Gene Ontology annotation, molecular function: protein binding; guanyl-nucleotide exchange factor activity. Gene Ontology annotation, biological process: intracellular signal transduction. NCBI's taxonomy places the organism in Eukaryota, Metazoa, Chordata, Aves, Anseriformes, Anatidae. The record is from RefSeq and is a predicted model, not a curated record. Bases 3058 to 5637 code for a protein of 859 amino acids. The transcript is spliced from 18 exons.